UUAUUUUUCUCCGGACCUACCAGAUUUAAAAUUAGUUAUGAGUUGCAUAGAUUAAGACUUUGAUGUGAACUUCAGAUUAAAAAUUGAGAACAUUUUUGCUUAUGCCUACAACCAGCUCAUGAAGCAAUUGUAGCAAUAAUGGUAUGCACACUGUAAAGCACUAAAGAGCACCAAUUUGGAUAAGGAUAAAUGUCACACAUAAAACAUUCAUUGAACUGAAUUCUGGAUCAAGCAUAGUUUAAACGUAACAUCCAUGGUCACAAGAGCAAGAUAUGGAGAACCAUUGUAAUAAUAUGCGCCUCAGGAAUUUCUCUGUUGAUCAUAUGUUGCAUUCUCUUAUGUUGGAAGUUCAAUGCACAGAUAAAAGGAUGGUUGAAAAAGGGUGACAAGCAAAGCAGCCAAGCGGGCAGCUUGCGUUCAAUGAGGGAAGUAAGGCUGGGCUUCUCAGGGCAAGCAGAGCUUGAAGAAGGACGUGAAGGAAAAGACACCGAGCUCCCGUUGUUUAGUUUUGACACAAUUGCUAUCGCUACAAGCAAUUUCGACAGUGUUAAUAAGCUAGGAGAAGGAGGCUUUGGAGAUGUUUACAAGGGAAAAUUACCAGGGGGAAGAGAAGUUGCAGUGAAGAGGCUCUCGAGGAGUUCUGGACAAGGGCAAGAAGAGUUCAAGAAUGAGAUGAUACUUAUUGCCAAAUUGCAGCAUCGAAACUUAGUCAGGUUGUUAGGCUGCUGCAUUCAAGAAGAGGAGAAGAUGUUGAUUUAUGAGUACAUGCCUAACAAAAGCUUAGAUGCGUUCCUCUUUGAUCCAACAAGACAACCAUCAUUGGAUUGGAGCAAGAGAUUCAACAUCAUAGAAGGCAUUGCACGAGGGCUUGUUUAUCUUCAUCGUGAUUCGAGGUUGAGGAUUGUUCAUCGUGAUCUCAAAGCAAGCAACAUUCUUUUAGACGAAGACAUGAACCCUAAGAUAUCUGAUUUUGGGAUGGCGAGGAUAUUUGGUAGUGAUCAAAAUCAGUUAAAUACAAACAGAGUGGUCGGUACACUUGGCUAUAUGUCUCCUGAGUACGCGAUGGAGGGUCUUUUCUCAGUAAAGUCUGAUGUCUACAGUUUCGGAAUUCUAGUACUAGAAAUAGUUUCAGGCAGAAGAAACAACAGCUUUCACAAAAUACCCAACAUUGUCAACAUUGUAGGAUUCGCAUGGAAAUUGUGGGAAAAAGAUAGAGCAACCGAGAUGAUAGAUCCGAUAAUUAUAGAUUCACAUUCUGUUCCUCAAGUGUUGAGAUGCAUACAAAUUGCACUGUUGUGCAUUCAAGAUCGAGCUAAUGACAGGCCUGAUAUGCCAUCAGUUGUUCUUGCGCUUGGAAGCGAAAACCCUGUGCUUCCAAUGCCAAAACCACCAUUGUUUACCAUGGAGGAAAGCCCUAAUGAGACGCUCGCAAUGGCUAAUAGAAAUGAGUCCUAUUCUGUAAACGAUGUGACAAUUACGGAGAUUUUGGGAAGAUGAAAGCUCUUGAUUCUUGAAGAGGAACUGCAAUCGUUGGUGAAAGGAGUUAUCUAUCUGUACGUUAGAGAGAGAGUUUUUAAAUGUUAUUCUUUCUGUAUGCAGAUGGAUAGUGAAGGCAUUCUGCCAAUUUUCGAUGAGAAAGUGAGAUUUUAUGUUGAAGGAUUUUCAA
Molecule: messenger RNA, 1666 nt
Organism: Asparagus officinalis (garden asparagus)
Lineage: Eukaryota; Viridiplantae; Streptophyta; Magnoliopsida; Asparagales; Asparagaceae
Product: G-type lectin S-receptor-like serine/threonine-protein kinase B120
Exons: 7
Coding region: 421-1497 (358 amino acids)
Biological process (GO): protein phosphorylation
Molecular function (GO): ATP binding; protein serine/threonine kinase activity
Source: RefSeq, a predicted model, not a curated record